UAUUCAGAAUUGAGCUAUUCUUUCAAUGUCAACACGAAAAUUGACUUCAAACACUGCUCUUCUCUUAAGAUUUCAUUUCUCUCAGGCUCUUUUAGAGAAUCAGAAGAAGAAAGAAGAAGAUACUUUUUAUUCGUCUCUCAGCACAAAAUUUGACAGCUAUAUAGUCUUGCUUGUGGGGCUGUCAUUAUAGUUCAUCUAUAUUGGCAGCCCAAUUUCUGAGGUGUGUCUUCUUUCUCUUCACCGGCAAAACAAAUAUAUCAUCAUGGCUUACUUGUCUGGAAUCCUCCAAAGACCUAUAGUUGCAGCAUCUGCAGUUGCUAUAGCUUCUGUAUCUACUGAUCUUCAUGAAAAAUUCUGGCCAUCUAAGUCAUUACACAACAACAACAACAAUUCCCAAGAAAAGGAAAAGAUAACAUCUUGGGUCUCUCACAUAUAUCUUUCUAAGCUACCCCAUUUCUCCUCCUACCUCACCACAAUACCUGUUCCCCUGCCUAUUCUAAAUAACACCAAUUUUACUUCUCUUUCAACCCUUCCUUUUCCUACUUCUUCUCUGUUGCUCAACUCUUAUCAAUCAGCAGCAUUGCCCAACUCUGCUAAUCCCUCCACAUAUACAUAUACACUUCCUUCUUCACCUUCCGAGGUGUUGUAUACAUGGCACUUACCUGAGCCAAAUGCAUCACGGAAUUCUGAUUCUUCACCACUAAAGUCUACCACUCUGGUAGUAUUGUUGGGAUGGUUAGGUGCAAAGCAAAAGCAUCUAAAGAGAUAUGCAGAGUGGUAUGCAUCAAGGGGAUAUCAUGUCAUUACAUUUACUUUCCCAAUGUCUGAGAUUCUAAGCUAUCAAGUCGGGGGAAAGGCAGAGCAAGAUAUUGAAAUGCUUGUGAAUCAUCUAGGUGAUUGGUUGGAAGAAGAGCAUGGAAAGAACUUGGUCUUCCACACUUUCAGCAAUACUGGAUGGUUAACUUAUGGUGUCAUUUUGGAAAAGUUUCAGAAACAAGAUCAUGCUUUAAUGAGAAGGAUUAAGGGUUGUAUUGUUGAUUCUGCCCCUGUCGCAGCUCCCGAUCCACAGGUCUGGGCUUCUGGAUUCUCUGCUGCCUUUUUAAAGAAGAAUAGUGUUGCAACAAAACGCAUCAUGACUUUAAACGACAGAGAUGUGACAAUAGAAGCCAAAACUUCUGUUGAAACUAAGCCUGCAGUAACUGAAGCAGCGUUGCUAUUAGUACUGGAAAAGUUCUUUGAGGUGGUUUUGAACCUUCCCACCGUAAAUAGGAGGCUUUCUGACGUUCUAGAUCUAUUGACAUCCCGGCAACCAAGUUGCCCUCAAUUAUACAUAUACAGCAGUGCCGACAGAGUCAUUCCUGCAGUUUCGGUUGAGUCCUUUGUAGAAGAGCAACGAAGAAUUGGUCGCGAUGUUAGAGCUUGCAACUUCGUUUCUACACCUCACGUUGAUCAUUUCAGAAAUGACCCAGAAUUGUAUACUUCACAGCUUACCCAAUUUCUAGAGGACUACGUCCUAAGCUCUUGCAAACAGCCUUCUUGAAUAAUUCCUAACCACAACACAUUGAUUCUUUCUGCCCUUUUUUUCCCUCACUUCAACCAAAUACUUGGUAAAGCUUCUGUUUUCCAACUUUAAAGCAGAUAUACAUUGAUGUAGAUUGUUACGUAUACAGAGAAUUAAGAUUUUUUUU
Molecule: messenger RNA, 1688 nt
Organism: Solanum tuberosum (potato)
Lineage: Eukaryota; Viridiplantae; Streptophyta; Magnoliopsida; Solanales; Solanaceae
Product: transmembrane protein 53-like
Exons: 6
Coding region: 263-1540 (425 amino acids)
Source: RefSeq, a predicted model, not a curated record